This is a messenger RNA of Oikopleura dioica, 990 nucleotides long. NCBI's taxonomy places the organism in Eukaryota, Metazoa, Chordata, Appendicularia, Copelata, Oikopleuridae. The record is from the annotation of a GenBank genome assembly.
AUGAGAACCAAGCGAAGCUACCUCCUUAUUCUUCGCAAUAUCCGGGGCGACGCAUCGAUGAUUAUUUUCAAUCAAGUUCUCAAGGAUCUUUCUCAUCAAAACUGGGCGAUUCAGAACAUCGCGCUCUUCACUCUCGUUACUAUUUUUCAAACUUCGGAAGAAAUCGUCGAAUACGAAACAGUUGAAAGAUCGAUUUUAGCGACAAUCAAAGAUGGAAAUUUACGUGCGGGAACGUCUGCUCUGGUGCAUUUGCAAUCUGGGAAAUGGGCGAACAAAGUGGCAGAAUUAAUCAUCCAGUCGGAGGACUUACAAGCAGCAAUUAACUUCAUUAAAUUUGCCCUGCGGCGAGAGCCUCUUCUUCACCAAAAAGCCCAGAAAAUCUUCAUCGACAUUUUAAGUGCUGAGUUAGAGAAAUCAAAGGGAAAUGGGCCGUCUCACAAAUGGCGAAAAAUCUCGCUGGCUCUCCUGGACUACCUGGAAUUCUACGGAGAACGUCCGGAAUCGUCAAUGCUUCCUCAGAUUUACGACUGUUUCCGAAAAGCGAAAACUUCAAAGAAUCUCCUCACAAUCGCCUAUUUCUCCAUUCUCUUGCUUUUAGAAGAAGAUGAUCUGGAUGAAGAGAUCUUCAAAUUUCAUCUUCAAAGACAUCAAGGCGAUUCGACAAUCCUCUGCAAAAUUAUCCGCAAGUUUCCAUCCCAAUCGUUGCUCUUCUUUCCGAAAUUGCUCCACCUCCAGGACUCGGCAAUUCUUUCUGCGCUGAUAAGAUUUACGGCUCUGAGCGAGAAGCAGCUGUCGGGCGUCUUUGAAUUAUUCGAAAAUCAAAUAUUGACAAAUCGGCAAGGGCGAGUUUCUUCCGCCCAGCUGGAGGUCGCGUUUCUUUUAGCGCGCAGAAGCGUAAAAAACGAAGAAAGAGUCAGACGCCUUCUGAAAUCGGAAACGACAAAAGAACAAUUUCAACUAUUUCAAAAGAAUUUGGAUGAAUCGGAUUAG